Messenger RNA from Phaeodactylum tricornutum CCAP 1055/1, 1215 nucleotides. RefSeq lists its product with no specific name. Bases 1 to 1215 code for a protein of 404 amino acids. The record is from RefSeq and is a predicted model, not a curated record. Gene Ontology annotation, cellular component: nucleus; cytoplasm. The transcript has a single exon. Gene Ontology annotation, molecular function: heat shock protein binding. Lineage: Eukaryota; Bacillariophyta; Bacillariophyceae; Surirellales; Neidiaceae.
AUGGAAUUGUUUCGUUUCUUCCCCUCCCCGGAGCGAACCACGGACCAGUCUCCACCAUUGUCGGACCCGGUCAUUGUUGACCCGUACCAGGUGUUGCAGGUCCGUAAAGACGCCACGGAUUCCGAAAUUCGACACUCAUACCGGCGCUUGGCGCUUUGGAAUCAUCCCGGACGGUCCGCCAACGCCUCUCGGGAGGAACGCGAGCGACGACUCCAAGUCUUUGGCGUUCUCGCGGCCUGCUACGAAACGCUCUUGGACAAGGAAGCCCGUCGCCGCUUCGACGCCUUGCACCGGGAUUUCGAUUACCGAGCGCGGAUUCGUCACUUACCGAAAGGAGAUAUUCGUGUAGGCGGGCGUAACGUCAAAGUGGAGACGAUAGAUCCGAAACAGUCGAAGCGGCCCGAGACACGUGCGGAGGCCUAUCCGACGCACUGUCUACCGACCCUGGCUCUUGCGUCAUCCGACACCAGUUCAAAUCCGGAUCAGCCAGAGACAAAUCUAACAGAAACUUUGCACGCAAAUAGCAAAGACGUUGGUAUCCCAGUGGUAAAGCGGUCCAACCCGACGGAUAGGCAGGAUACAAUGAGGCUGUGGAGUUGCGGAAUGAUAGACUCCCUGACACCAAAGAAUGACACUGCCCAAUCCACAACAUACCUUCCGAACACCAACGUAGAGGAUGAGGAUUUAGACAUUCAAUACACCGAGUCGGAAAUGAAUCGCCUGUUCGGUGGUCCGCUUCAGCUUUUGUUUCGGGCGCGCCGCUGGGAACCUUUCCGCGAUCCAUUUCAAGUCUUUACCAUGGUCUUUGGCUCCGAGCUAUCGUUAUCGAGACCGUUGGAAGCAAUGGAUGCUCCCAAGACGAACGAGGUAAUUCCCUUGUCACCUUCUCGAUCUUCCCAGCCUUCAGGAUGGACGGGACGGUCGGAGACGUUGGCCAACGGGACGGUUGUGUUUACCACUAGUCGCUUGCUGAGUGAUCGCAAAGUCAUUCGGACCGAGGCGGUUCGUACCGAUCCCGUUACGAAAGAACAAUACGCGUACGUGACCGUCACGUCCGAGCCACUUGAUAGUGACUCCGUCGUGGAUGGUAAAAAAGCCGUGCGUCUAGACUUUUGUGGCUAUUUUUCGUUCUGCGCAACCGAUACGACGAUGGAGAGAGUUGCGACCAACAACGAGUCGGGAACGUGGUCCAUGUGUGGUUGCGGGGCGUGGUAG